Cololabis saira (Pacific saury) is the source of this 2387-nucleotide messenger RNA. RefSeq names its product zinc finger protein OZF-like. Bases 89 to 1690 code for a protein of 533 amino acids. Gene Ontology annotation, biological process: regulation of transcription by RNA polymerase II. Gene Ontology annotation, molecular function: DNA-binding transcription factor activity; RNA polymerase II cis-regulatory region sequence-specific DNA binding. The transcript is spliced from 2 exons. The record is from RefSeq and is a predicted model, not a curated record. Lineage: Eukaryota; Metazoa; Chordata; Actinopteri; Beloniformes; Belonidae.
GUCAUCACAGUUUUUGCAGACGAACUUUUAGAUUGAAGAUCUGCAGGAUCAGAACUAAACGAGAACGAAGCAGAACCAGGACUCGGAGAUGGACCGGGAUCAGAACCAGGACUCGGAGAUGGACCGGGAUCAGAACCAGGACUCGGAGAUGGACCGGGAUCAGAACCAGGACUCGGAGAUGGACCGGGAUCAGAACCAGGACUCGGAGAUGGACCGGGAUCAGAACCAGGACUCGGAGAUGGACCGGGAUCAGAACCAGGACCAGGAGUCCAGCAUCAGGACCAAAGCGGGAUCUUCCUCUGCUGGUCUGCAGAAACAUAAAGGCAAAGAGAGACCCACAAGUUAUCGCUGUGAUCACUGCAAGAAAGUCCUCACCACUUCAUCAGGUCUGAGAAAACAUAAGAUGAUUCACACUGGAGAUAAACCGUUCACUUGUGAUCAGUGUGGAGCAGCUUUUACCCAACAAAGUAAUCUAAGGACUCACCAACGUAUUCACACUGGAGAUAAACCGUUCACUUGUGAUCAGUGUGGAGCAGCUUUUACCCAACAAGGUACUCUAAGGACUCACCAACGUAUUCACACUGGAGAUAAACCGUUCACUUGUGAUCAGUGUGGAGCAUCUUUUACUGAUUCAAGUAAUUUAAGGAAUCACAAACGUGUUCACACUGGAGAUAAACCGUUUAGGUGUGAUCAGUGUGGAGCAGCUUUUACUGAGUCAGGACAGCUAAAGAGACACCAACGCAUUCACACUGGAGAUAAACCGUUUAGGUGUGAUCAGUGUGGAGCAGCUUUUACCCAACAAAGUCAUCUAAGGACUCACCAACGUAUUCACACUGGAGAUAAACCGUUUAGAUGUGAACAGUGUGGGGCAGCUUUUACCACAUCAAGUUAUCUAAAGAUUCACCAACGUAUUCACACUGGAGAUAAACCGUUCACUUGUGAUCAGUGUGGAGCAGCUUUUACCAAACAAAGUCAUCUAAUUAGGCACCAACGUAUUCACACUGGACAUAAACCGUUCAGAUGUGAUCAGUGUGUAGCAGCUUUUACUGAGUCAAGUAGUUUAAGGACUCACCAACGUAUUCACACUGGAGAUAAACCGUUCACUUGUGAUCAGUGUGGAGCAGCUUUUACCAAACAAAGUCAUCUAAUUAGGCACCAACGUAUUCACACUGGAGAUAAACCGUUCACUUGUGAUCAGUGUGGAGCAGCUUUUACCCAACAAAGUCAUCUAAGGACUCACCAACGUAUUCACACUGGAGAAAAACCGUUCAGAUGUGAUCAGUGUGGAGCAGCUUUUACCACAUCAGGUAGUCUGAUAAUUCACCAACGUAUUCACACUGGAGAUAAACCCUUCAGAUGUGUACAGUGUGGAGCAGCUUUUUCCAGACUAGAUAGUCUAAGGACUCACCAACGUAUUCACACUGGAGAUAAACCGUUCAGAUGUGAUCAGUGUGGAGCAGCUUUUACUGAAUCAGGAAAGCUAAAGAUUCACCAACGUGUUCACACUGGAGAUAAACCGUUCAGAUGUGAUCAGUGUGAGGCAGCUUUUACCACAUCAAGUUAUCUAAAUAUUCACCAACGUACUCACACUGGAGAUAAACCGUUUAUGUGUGAUCAGUGUGAGGCAGCUUUUACCACAUCAAGUCAGCUAAAGAGACACCAACGUACUCACACGAGUGAUAAACUCUAAAGAUGUGAUCAGUGUGAAGUGUGGAAUUGCAAAAAACACCUCAGCACAGCAAAAAAAAAAAAGCAAAAUAAUCAGACAUCAUCAUACCAAAACUUGAAAGACUAUCAUAUGAUGCCCCCUGGACACCUCCUGGGAAGGUGUUCCUGGCAUGUCCCACCAGGAGAAGAUCCAGGACACACCGGAGGGAAUGUCUUUUGGCUGACCUGGGAACGUCUCUGGAUCCCUCCAGAAGAGCUGGAGGAAAUGUGUGGGGUGAGGGAAGUCUGGACAUCUCUGCUCAGACUGCUGCCCCCGAUAACCAGUCCCACAUCAAGUGGAUGAAGAUGGAUGGAUGGACAAAAUCCAUAUAUCUGCAAAAAGCACAACUUUAUUGUAACACCAUACUGAGAUACAGAAUGUAAUCUAACUAUAGCAUUAACUAUUCCUUAAAUACUGCAUUAGCGCAUCUCUAACAUCUCUGCCUUCCUCCUCUCCACCCCGAGCCACUGCCACCACUGGCAAAGUGGUGCUGCUGCAGGUACAUCCUAGGAUGUUUCUUACGUCUUUCCAUGACUUUCACACAGAUUAUGCAGUGGACAGGAAGUCAUCACCAUUCAUUUCACCAGUCGGACAUCACAGAAGGCAACCUGCUGAAUUCAUCUUCCACAACCACUCGUGGUCCGUUGACUUUGUGCUUAAACACAGACUGUUCUGCUGU